This is a messenger RNA of Vicugna pacos (alpaca), 1628 nucleotides long. Lineage: Eukaryota; Metazoa; Chordata; Mammalia; Artiodactyla; Camelidae. The record is from RefSeq and is a predicted model, not a curated record.
AUAUCCAUCGUAUUUCUCCCCAUUUUCUCUUUAUCAGACAUACUACAAAAAGAAACCUGGCAUGGCAGGACUGUUCACAACCAGAGUCAAAAGAAUAUCCUCCAAGCACGGUUUGAACACGAUCCUUACCCUGUUAAAGCGACCAGAAAACAACUGGCCAAGGAAAUUGGCAUUCCAGAAUCUAAAAUUCAGAUUUGGUUUAAAAACCACAGAGCAAAACAGAGACAGGGGUUCAGCUGCUCCUCAGGAAAAGACCAAACCCAUGGACAGAACGAGCCUCAGUCUUGUACUCAAGUUAAGAACCCACCAGUCCAAAUGCAGUUCGGUAACAUCUUCCUCAUCUGUCAUCUCAGGGUAUUCAGAGAGAAAUACUUACCAAAAGGAGCCAGACAAAACCUGAGAUCUGCCCCAAGAUCUCAAUCAAACAUCCUAGUUUAAGCCUUUGAGAAGGACCGAUUUCUUGAUAUUGCAACCAGGAAAAAACUAGCCAAACAAACAGGCAUUCCGGAGUCAAGAAUUCAAAUGUGGUUUCAGGACCGAAGAUCUCUGUACCCUAGGCAGAGCACAAGUGAGCCUGUGAAUUCCUUGGUAGAUGUUCCAAAUGGCAGACCCGGACAAAGUGUCAUGAUGCAGCCCACGCAGGCUGUGCAGGGAGGAGAGAACACUCCCUCCACUCUAACAUUUGGGAAUUACAUGCCGAUACUGCUGACUAUGGGAGAAGACCCAGAAGCUCAGCAUCCCUUUUGGCCCCAGUACCAAGAAAAAUGCCAGGACCACCAAGAACAGACUGACGUGGGAGUACUGCAGUUGAAAGACUACUUUCAGCCUUAUCCUGAGCACAAAAACCAACCACCGCAGGAUCAGGGCCAGGUGGACAUCGCUUAUAUUCUGCAGUGGUGGGAUGAGAGCUGCGAGCUGACUGCAGAAUGGGAUCCUCGAAAAGGGACACACUGAGACAGACCGGUGGCCGCAGCACAGUCAGCUGGAGAACCAUCUCAUGCCCUCCGCCAACCACACCAGCAAUAUAUAUAAACCUCAAGAAGCCUUUAGGGUCAACUCCUGCCAUCCACAGAUUGUCAGUAAAAGGUGCAAACUUUUUUGAAUUCUGACCCACAGGAAGAGGGCCCUCCAGAGCCCCAACUGUGCCUCAGUGAGGAAGAUUUUUAGGCUCUUCUCCACGUGCUGUGAAGCUCACCAGGGCCUGAGCUUCCAGAGGAAAAUGGCAUUCUUAGAAACUGGUCCAGAUUUCCUUUCUUCCAGUGCAGAUCAGAGCAACUUAAAGGGCAAUGAACAAGGAAGUCAUCAUGGCAGGGACAAAACUAAUGCAGGGGGAAGGAGAAACCACUUGGAAACCCAAAUGGAGGUUUUUACUCUGUCCUGUGGGCAGUGGUUAUCUUCUGUACAUACUUCACUAAGUAAAGGAUUGUUUCCACACUCCGCACUGCCUCUGGAAGCAUCAAGGACACCAGGCGGUGGACACAUCUGCCAAAUUUUUGUGGAAAAAAAGUAUUUUACUGAAAAAUAUGACCUCCCCUCUGUAAUCACCACAUCAUCCAAUGCUUGGAAAAUCCACAAAUUGUAACCUAACUCAGCGAGAAUAGGUCUCUGAGGGAUACAUCAGAGCUUCU